This is a messenger RNA of Coffea arabica (coffee), 654 nucleotides long. RefSeq lists its product as uncharacterized. The record is from RefSeq and is a predicted model, not a curated record. NCBI's taxonomy places the organism in Eukaryota, Viridiplantae, Streptophyta, Magnoliopsida, Gentianales, Rubiaceae.
AUGUUAAAAAGAGACCUCACCUAUUUCUGGCAUUCUAUUCAAAUCCAAGCCUUAUAUGGUUACAAACCUAUACAACUGAACCUGAGGCGUGACAACACAAUAGUAGCUGCUGUGGAGGAUUGGGCACAGGAGAGAGUAAGCUGGAAUUCCUUACUCAAGGAGAACCUGUUAAAGGCUCAGAACAGAAUGAAGCAAAUGGCUGAUAAAGGGAGGAGUGACAGGGAGUUUGAAGUGGGAGAGUGGGCUUAUUUGAAGCUCCAACCUUACAGACAAACCUCAGUAGCCGUAAGGAGGAAUCUGAAAUUGACUGCUAAGUACUAUGGGCCUUAUCAGGUGGAACAAAAGGUGGGAACUGUAGCAUACAGGUUGAAGCUACCUCCAAGAUCCACCAUACAUCCUGUUUUUCAUGUUUCAUUGCUCAAGAAGUCACCAAAGGAGGCUCCAGUCAGCACUACUCUGCCUACAUUGAAUGCAGAUAGUGAGUUUGAAGUCACCCCCUCAGCAGUGUUGGAUAGAAGGACAAUCUAUAGGAAGGGUCAGGGAGUAGAGCAGGUGUUGGUACAGUGGGAAAACAUGGAACCUGAGGAAGCCACUUGGGAAGAUUGGACGUUCAUUCAUGCUCAAUUUCCCUUUUUCCAGAUUAAUCAAUCCUAG